AUGGAUGGUUCAAAUGCUUUGAACAAGUCCAUGCAAAGUUUAUGGUCCACCCACAGAAAGGCGAAGCUCAAUUUAAAUGCUCCUACUCUUCUUCCGCUAAACACGCCUGUCGAGACCCCUCCUCCAGAAGAUGCAAAUCAACUACCCGUGUUAGAAAAUCCAGUUGAACCAGGGACCUCGAUUGUUCCUCCAUCUUCCACAGCACCCGCUACGAAUGAUGUAACCUCGCCCGACACUCGUCCCCCUUCCUCAAAGAGAAAAUUACGCUCAGCCCGUUCAACGGCAGAAGACAAUAGUAAACGACCCAAGCUAUCUACGAAUGCAAUAGCGAAAGAUCAUACCCCCCCUACCACACGAUUGUCUGAUCUCGGUGGUGUAGAAGCAUGCGUGGAAAAGAUGCUGGAGCUCGUUGCCAUGCCUCUCUGUCAUCCGGAAAUUUAUCUGCACACUGGUGUGCAGCCUCCGCGUGGUGUUUUGCUGCAUGGCCCUCCGGGGUGUGGCAAAACCCUUCUAGCGAAUGCAAUUGCCGGGGAGCUGGGUGUUCCCUUUAUCAGCAUAUCUGCUCCUUCUAUUGUGUCCGGCAUGUCUGGAGAGUCCGAAAAAACACUACGGGAUACAUUUGACGAGGCUAAGCGUGUUGCUCCAUGUUUACUGUUUAUCGACGAAAUCGAUGCUAUCACUCCAAAACGAGAAAGUGCCCAGAGGGAGAUGGAACGACGCAUAGUCGCACAGUUCCUAACCUGCAUGGAUGAUAUGUCUUGGGAGAAGACUGAAAAUAAGCCAGUGAUCGUCAUUGGUGCCACAAACCGACCAGACUCGUUAGAUGCUGCUCUCCGUCGUGCAGGCCGAUUCGACCACGAGAUAAGCAUGGGCGUCCCGGAUGAGGAGGCCCGAAGCAAAAUUCUGCGAGUACUAUGCGCAAAACUUCGGCUUGACGGCGACUUUGACUUUGCUGCCUUUGCCAAAGCUACGCCUGGCUACGUAGGCGCAGAUCUAUCAGCGUUAACAGGCGCAGCGGGCGUCAUCGCCGUCAAGCGCAUCUUCAAACAACUCACAGAUGGCACACUCGUCCUUCCAGAGGCAUCAGAAAAUAUCGGCCAGGAUAUCAUGGCCGUGGAUUCGCCACCAACGCCCCCAGCCGAUACGACACCAAGCAUAAUGCCUUUUUUCUCUCUAGCAUCCCAACUCUCUACUUCUUCCAUCGCGCACUUCCUCAGUGCACAUCCCUCUCCCCUCACACCCGCUCAGCUUGCCCCUCUCUGCAUUACUUCGGAUGAUUUUUACGCCGCGCUACGUGAAGUUCAGCCUUCCUCCAAGCGAGAGGGAUUUGCAACCGUGCCAGAUGUGACGUGGGCCGAUAUCGGCGCGCUGCAUGGCACACGUGAAGAGCUGCACAUGGCAAUCGUGCAGCCUAUCAGACGCCCUGAGCUGUUCAGUGCUGUAGGCAUCGAGGCAGCGUGCGGUGUGCUGCUGUGGGGUCCGCCGGGAUGCGGAAAGACCUUACUGGCGAAAGCUGUUGCAAAUGAGUCCAGGGCAAAUUUCAUCAGCGUCAAGGGCCCUGAGCUUUUAAACAAAUAUGUCGGCGAGAGCGAGAGAGCUGUGAGACAGGUGUUCUCUCGUGCCCGUGCCUCAUCUCCCUGCGUGAUCUUCUUCGAUGAGCUAGACGCUCUCGUCCCUCGGAGAGAUGAAAGCAUGUCAGAAUCUUCCGCACGCGUUGUGAAUACGCUACUCACGGAGCUAGACGGACUUGACUCCCGCAAAGCUGUCUACGUCAUCGCCGCAACGAACCGUCCCGAUAUGAUCGACCCAGCUAUGGUUCGCCCAGGGCGUCUCGACAAGCUCCUCUACGUUGACCUACCAAGCACCGACGAACGCGUCGAAGUCUUACGGACGCUAGUGCGCAAAGUCCCAUUCGCGCCUACAGAACCAGGUGCCGAGACGAUCCUGCAGGGUGCGGAAUGCAUCGUGCGGGAGAAAUGUGAUGGGUACAGUGGUGCGGACCUGGCAGCUGUCGUUCGGGAGGCAGGCGUUGUGGCACUGAGACGCGUCCUCGGUGCGCUUGACCAGAUGGAUGACAGUGGUGGAGGUUUGGUAGAGAAUCAGCCACGAGUGGUUGUUGUAUUGGAGGAUUUCGUUAGGGCUCAGGAUAAGGUUGGUCCCAGUGUGUCUACUGUGCAACGGAGGAAGUAUGAAGCGCUGCGAGCCAAGUUUGCUGGCCUUCCUGUGCGAGCGGGGAAGGAUGUCGAUUAG
This is a messenger RNA of Suillus subaureus, 2250 nucleotides long. RefSeq names its product ribosome biogenesis ATPase RIX7. Gene Ontology annotation, molecular function: preribosome binding; RNA binding; ATP hydrolysis activity. NCBI's taxonomy places the organism in Eukaryota, Fungi, Basidiomycota, Agaricomycetes, Boletales, Suillaceae. The coding region runs from base 1 to 2250 and encodes 749 amino acids. The record is from RefSeq and is a predicted model, not a curated record. Gene Ontology annotation, biological process: ribosome biogenesis. The transcript has 8 exons. Gene Ontology annotation, cellular component: nucleus.